AUGGAAUGCCCCUCUGCCCAAGAUGUUUGGAGUCAAUGUGGGAAAAAGAUACAAAAAACUAACUUCUUUUUCCAAUCUUUCAAAGCCUUAUUGGAAUCUCUACUCGAGUCCCUUGAAGAAGAAGAGAUGCUAGAAUUUGCUCUUACUACAUGGCUUAUUUGGAAAAGAAGGAAUGACUUGGUCUUCAAUAAUCAAUUCUCACAUCCCAACUCUAUCAUUCAAGCUUUCAAGUUACUCAUUGCAGAACUUCACCAAUCUCAGCAACCAGCUCAGGCAAAUUCCACUCAUUCAAAUGCUAAGGCUCAAUGGGAAGCCCCUCCACAAGGAAAACUGAUGCUUAAUUGGGAUGUUGGAAUUCACAAACUCAACUGCAAGGUGGGAGUAAGGGCAGUAAUACGUGACUGGGAAGGGAAGGUGUGUGCUACAUUAAGAAUGAAUCAUAGUCUUUUCCUAGAACCUCUUCUAGCUGAAGCCUUUGCAGCAUAUCAAGCUUCCAUAUUCCUCAAAACACUAGGGUGGCAAGAAGUGAUAAUAGAAGGAGACUCUCUACAAGUGGUUAAUGGCUUGAUGUCCCCAUCUAAAAUAGACUCAUACGUAGGAAUUCUAAUCAGAGACACCAAGAUCACUCUGAACUCCUUCACCAACUGGUCUGCCAGGCACACUAGAAGAACUUGUAAUAACUUAGCUCAUGUGUUAUGUAAAGAUGCUCUAAGCAUUAGUAAUAGCAUCAUGACUAUGGAUGCUAUCCCCUCUUGUAUUCAAUCUUUGGUUUAA
Messenger RNA from Carya illinoinensis, 774 nucleotides. RefSeq lists its product as uncharacterized. Gene Ontology annotation, molecular function: nucleic acid binding; RNA-DNA hybrid ribonuclease activity. NCBI's taxonomy places the organism in Eukaryota, Viridiplantae, Streptophyta, Magnoliopsida, Fagales, Juglandaceae. The record is from RefSeq and is a predicted model, not a curated record. Bases 1 to 774 code for a protein of 257 amino acids. The transcript has a single exon.